UCCUCUAGUUGUCUUUCCUCAAGUCACUGAUGUGCAUGUCAGUGUGGAAAGAAAACAUUUAUCCGAACUUGGCUGUCAUUCUAAAUUGGAGAAAAUUGGAUUUAGCUGUUUUGCAGGUGUCUGUGUUCACUUGGUCUGCCAGGGCAUCAGUACGCAGAGAAGUGCACAGCUGAAGUAAAGGAGAGCCGCCGAUUUCAGUCACAUUUCCAACCAUUGUGAAUAGGACAGCAUCGAUAUUCUCAUAUGUUCGGAACGAUCUUUGUAACCAUGACGAGUUUGAAGGCGUUUACCGAUCCGUUUGUGCAUCCUGAGCAAGCAGCUACAUGUUCUCUGCAUUCCCUUGCUGAGCUGAACCAGUCUUGAAUGGAUUCGGGCAGCACAGGUCUGGAUUUGUCUACAGCACUGAAUGGGACUGUGGCAGUGCAGCAGUACCAGUCCUAUCCCAUUUGGCACUCUAGGCAAGACCCUCCAGUAACCCCCCCUCUCCACUCAAAUUAUUAGAGAGGAGAGUGUCCUCUGAACCAGUGGAGGACACGGACCCCAGCAGCUUCGUUACAGAGAUGUCACUGAGGUCGAACUAUCCUGUUCAGGUCACUGAUCCACAAGAUAUGAGAGAUCCUGUGACCCUGAAGCUCAGCUCAGUUCCCCCUGGUUACUUGACUCCACUGGCAGACAGGAUACAACAGCCUGUGGAAAAUGAUGGGAAGAAAUUUAUUCCAUCUGCUUCUGUUUCAUCAGACUUUAGCAAAGACCUUACAUCCUGUAAGGAGUGCUUGUGUUCCGCCCCUCCUCCCAAAAUCAGUGACUUGAUGAACGACGAAGAUCUUCUGUACACACUGAGGCUGAAGCUGGACCCGACUCACUGCAUUGUAAAAAACUGGAAGAACUUUGCGAGUCGUUGGGGGAUGAGUUACGAUGAGCUUACACUUUUAGAGCAGCGCACACACGGAUCCACCUACCACAGCCCCACUCAAGAAUUCCUAUUGCGCUACAACCAGAAACCCGUCAAGGAACUCACCGAACUCUGCCAGAUCUACCAGCGCAUUGACGUGCUAAGAUUGCUCCAGAGAUGGAUGGAAAACGACUGGCCCUUGCGCUGGCAGAAGGCCAAUUAACAGGGGCUCAGUGAAAACAAUUACUGGACUUCAACGUCUUCAUAGAAUCUUAAAGAAAUGACUUCAGGGAUGGAUGGCAAGUCAGAACACACACACUGCUAAACAGUGGUGCCUGGAUAUUGUUUACAUGUUUGUAAAUGGUUGUGAUACCUUUAUCGACACAGCGGUUGCAUUGGCUCAAUUUAUCGCUCCAGAUUUCAGCAUUUUUAUAAUGUCACAUCCUUGAAACACAGGUAAUAGCUAUGUGGUUGGAAGGAGUUAUCAACAAAUAUAGCAGUGUCCUCCCUGCGCUGAAAAGACCAAGUGUGCUCUAGUGUGAACAAUCUGGAAAUUAUUUAUCGCUCUGGUCUUUUAUGACACGUGUGGCAUUUAAUUUAUAUUUAAAUACAAAUAGUCAUCUCAUCUUUACUUGUGGUGCUGCAGUGUUUGUUAGGGUUGUUUUAUGAAGUGUUUUAAGUCCUUACAUUAGUUACAUUUGUUUAUGUAUGUGUCACUGCUCUCGAGAUCCAAAUUAGUUUUGAGACCGUUUCUCAUUAUUAGUGUUGCCUUCCUGCCAUCCUAUAACAACCUGUGAAUGAAUCACAAUGGAGCGGUUGUUUCAUUUCUGGAAGAGAGAUUACAGGGAUUCUCAAAACUGAAAGGUUAAUACCAAGGACAUAUUAGUGCUAAAUGAAUUUUAGCAUUUUGUUUCUCAUUGUAACAUCCUAAAAUAUAUUUUAUCCCAAGAUAAAAGGAGAUUAGAGGUAGUUUUGAUAAACGUGAUUGACUUAAUUAGAUUUUUCAUCAUUUCCCAGACAGUAUUAAUGCAUUGUCAUUUUGCAGUCGAUUGUCAGUUGAGUAUACAAAAUCAAAUUACCCAGAAUGCCAUUUUAAGUAAAGUAACAGAAUUAAUAAGGUAUACAAAUGUAUUUCUGGAUUAGACACUUGGCAUUGGUUUGAGUUAAUAUAAUCAUGAAGGUCUAAGCUACAAAAAGAUCUGUGCAGGAAACUUUGUCUGUAUAUUGGGCCAAAUUCAUAAAAUAGAAAUGGAUAUAUAUAUAUUUUUUAUAAAUGAUCGAAUGCAGCAAUUUCUUUAAUAAUGGUUUUGCAAACUACUUAAUUCAUUCUGCUUGUGUUUCAUUGUGUGGUGCGGGCUCUUUAGGAGGCCAGUUAACCAAGGUUCAGCAUUUUGGAAAACAUAAUGUCAUACUGUAUGUAAUGUAAAAAAUUGUAUCCAUAUAAAGGGGUAGUUUCAUCAUUUACUCACACUCAUGCCAUCCCAAAUGUGUAUGACUUUCUUUCUUCUGCUGAACACAAAUAUUUUUAGAAGAAUAUAUCUUCUCUGUAGGUCCAUAUAAUGCAGAUGACUGGUGGCCAGAACUUUGAAGGUCCACAAAGCAUAUAAAGGCAGCAUAUAAGUAAAAAAUCCAUAUAUUUAGAAGCAGUAUGAUAGGUAUGGAUGAGAAACAGAUCAAUAUUUAAGUCUCUUUUCACUAUAAAUCCUCCUUCUUGUCCAGUAUGUGGUGGUGUGCACAAAGAAUGCAAAAUCACCCCCCAAAAAAGUGGAAUGUGGAACUGAAAGUGGAGAUUUAAAAAAUAACUUAAAUAUUGAUCUGUUUUUCACCUACACCUAUCAUAUUUCUCAGAAGACAUGGAUUUAACCACUGGAGUCAGAUGGAUUAAUUUUAUGCUGCUUUUAUGUGCUUUUUGGACCCUUUGAGUUCUGGUCACCAUUCACUUGCAUUGCAUGGACCUACAGAGCUGAGAUAUUCUUCUAAAAUCUUUGUGUUCAGCAGAAGAAAGUCAUACUCAUAUGGGAUGGCAAGAGGGUGAGUAACUGAUGAGAGAAUUUACAUUUGUAGGUGAACUAUCCCUUUAAAUUCCCCUUUCCAUAGCUCACUGAGCACUUACAUUUACUAUAAUGUUUGGUUUGAAUGGCACUUAAAUUUUAUUUUUUGUUUUGAGUCUAAGGAAGAUUCACCAUGGAUUUCUCUAGUUUCGUUGUGACAGGAGCAGUAAACAUGCAUUAUAACUGCACAGAACUAUUGAUAUGAAACUUGAUCUGACUUCCUUAAAUAGUACAACUCUGGGCUGUUUUGAUGAUCAAUACAUAUUUUAAAGUUUCACAAUGCAGGGGGUUGGUGGUCACAGUAACACAUAUGUGAAGUUGGAACAUUUAUGGUUGAAUGCCAUUUUUCUAGUGUAGGUGUAUGUUGUAAGAACCUCUUCUGAACUUUAGUUUUUAGUUUGUUUGGUGUUUUACAUGUACUCUAUUCCUCUUUUGAUUCCCUUUGAAACUACAGAAAGCCAUAUUUGUUUGUUGUGCAUCACUGGCUCUCUGUGUUUAAAAAUAAAACUUUUAAACCACAGUAUUUUAAUAUUUGUUAUAAAUAUCUAUAUUUUUCAUUAACAAUAGGUUAUGAACUACUGACACUUGUAUUGUUAUGCAAUAGUGAAAGACUAAGUGAAACUGUUAUACUGUUAUAUGUAGAUGUUAUACUGCUUUACAUUAGUUUUUUAUGAUAAUCUUUUUGAGUACAGUUCAUAAUUAGGCUAAACAUCUUAACAAUGUGACAGCAAUUAAAACAUUGUGAACUUUGAAAUGAAUUAGCCAUUGCCUUAUUCAUAUCAUAAUCUUUAUUACAAUAUGAUAUUAGUGCCUCUGAAAAUAUGUAAGAGUACAAAUGCUUCUUGAGAACAUUAAAACAGAAAACAAGCACAACAUAAAUGUGAUAUUUAAU
Molecule: messenger RNA, 3835 nt
Organism: Xyrauchen texanus (razorback sucker)
Lineage: Eukaryota; Metazoa; Chordata; Actinopteri; Cypriniformes; Catostomidae
Product: ectodysplasin-A receptor-associated adapter protein-like
Exons: 7
Coding region: 561-1115 (184 amino acids)
Biological process (GO): signal transduction
Molecular function (GO): protein binding
Source: RefSeq, a predicted model, not a curated record